AUGGCAAAUGACGAAGAAAAACUCAAUAUAAAAUUAACUCAACUAAAGUUAUCUGCUCAAAGAACAGCUAAAAUAUUAGAUUCGGGAAAGCGAGAAACUAUCGAACGACAACUGAACGCACUCAAAACAACUAUAAACGAAGCUGACAAUUUUGAAAGAGCUGUAGAAGCAGCGAAAAUCGAAAGAGAAGACGACCUUGAAGAAAUCAGCGAUUGGAAUGCGGAAAUCGAAACAAAAAUAAGCGAAGCCGAAGACGAAAUAAACAAGCUACAACACUGGCUGAACAAUAGGAAAUUAGAAGAGGAAAAUCACGCUCGCGAGGAGCAAAUUAAAUUUGAAGUAAAGCUUCAAGAAACACAAGCUCAAAUCAAUGCAACAACUCAAAAUUCAAAGUCCGAGGACUCAAAAAUAAGUGAUGAAGAAAAGGGGGUGUGCGUCUACUGUGAGGGAAAUCAUAAGUCGGGGGAAUGUAAAGUAAUCAGUACUGUCAAGGAGAGCAGAGCAAUUUUAGUCAAGAAGAAACUUUGUUUCAACUGUACAGCAGGACAGCAUCUUGCUAACGCUUGCCCCAGCAAGUCAUCAUGCAGAAAUUGCCUCAAACGACACCAUACGAGCAUAUGUGAUGUCACCAAUCAAGAAGAACCACUAAAAACAGGUCAGACUGUGUUGACUACAGAUGGAUCUACUGGUGAAGGAAUUUUCCCCAUUCUUGUUGUCAAGAUAAAUGGAAUUACAUGUCGUGCAUUGAUUGACUCAGGGGCUGGAAGGUCAUACAUAUCUGGUAGACUUGCAUCUAUGCUGAGGGUGAAACCAAUUGAGACACAAACUACUAAAGUUCACAUGCUUCUAACAUCAAAAACAACAAGACUGGAAAUCUAUGAAGGGAAGUUGAAGCAAUAG
This is a messenger RNA of Xenia sp. Carnegie-2017, 900 nucleotides long. RefSeq lists its product as uncharacterized. The record is from RefSeq and is a predicted model, not a curated record. The transcript has 2 exons. Lineage: Eukaryota; Metazoa; Cnidaria; Anthozoa; Malacalcyonacea; Xeniidae. The coding region runs from base 1 to 900 and encodes 299 amino acids.